Molecule: messenger RNA, 853 nt
Organism: Culex pipiens pallens (northern house mosquito)
Lineage: Eukaryota; Metazoa; Arthropoda; Insecta; Diptera; Culicidae
Product: cuticle protein-like
Exons: 2
Coding region: 133-831 (232 amino acids)
Cellular component (GO): extracellular matrix
Source: RefSeq, a predicted model, not a curated record
UCUGAGCUCAGUUGACGACGGUUGCCAAUUUUGGCGAAACUUCAGCUGCUAUAAAUUGGGAGGGGCACUUUGGUAUCGCCACAGUUCGAUCGAUUUCAUUGUUUAGUGAACAACUGCCUAUUUCCUUUGACAAUGGCUUUCAAGUUUGUGACCUUCCUCGCCCUGGUGGCCGUUGCCCAAGCAGGAGUCAUCUCCAGCCCGGCUCUGUCGUACGCCGCUGCCCCUGCUCUGUCCUACGCCGCUCCAGUGGCCAAGACCGUGUCCUAUGCUGCCCCCGCCCAGUAUGCCUAUGCUGCCCCAGUGGCCAAGACCAUUGUUGCUGCCCCGGCCCUGACCAAGACCGUUGUCGCCGAUGAGUACGACCCGAACCCUCAGUACUCUUUCUCGUACGGAAUCUCCGACAAACUGACCGGAGACCAGAAGGAACAGCACGAGACCCGCAACGGAGAUGUCGUCGAGGGAUCUUACUCGCUGGUUGAAGCUGACGGAACUCGUCGCAUCGUCGAUUACACCGCUGACCCACACAACGGAUUCAACGCCGUCGUCCGCAAGGAAGCUCUGGCUGCCCCAGUCAUCGCCGCCAAGACCGUGAUCGCUCAGCCCGCCAUUGCCAAGGCCGUCUAUGCCCAGCCCGCCUACACUUCCUACGCCGCCCCAGCUGUGACCAAGACCAUCGUCCAGCAGCCAGCUUAUGCCACCUAUGCCGCCCCAGUGGCCAAGGCCGUCUAUGCUCAGCCAACUUACACCUCGUACGCCGCCCCUCUGGCCACCAAGACCAUCGUGUCCCAGCCGGCUUAUGCUUCUUACGCCGCCCCAGCUCUGUACCACUAAGCAAUGGACUGAUCAACUGUUA